AUGAACGACACACCCGCAGUAUCGGUGGACAAUCCGCAGGGGAUGACAUAUUACAAGCUUAAACAGCGUUACAACGAGCUUAGCAACGAGAACCAGCAGUUGUGCCAAGAGAACUACGAUCUCAAGCGUAAUCUGCAGGCGGCCAAUCAGACGAACAGUUUCCUGUCGACCGAAGUGGAAUCCGUAGCUAGUGAAUGGCGCGACAAGGUGGAAAGCGAGCGGAUCACUGUCUGCAAAAUAACCGCGGAGCUGCAGUCCGAGAAGACGCGCUCAAAGCUCGAAAUCGAGGGUCUCGAGGAGCAAUGCGAUCGAAUGCGAAAAAGGAUCGAAAAGCUCGAGCUCGACCUCAAGCAGGCCGAGGAACAUGGCGCAGCCGUACAAAGUGGUCCCACGGCCACGCACAGCGAUUCGUUGCAGAUGGACAAUUUGGAGCUCCUAGAAGAGGUCGAAUCGUUGAAGGACACAUUGGAGCGGGUGAAUUUGUGUCUACAGCAGGCGAACGGAGAAAUUGCUCGACUGGCCAACGACAACACUGACACCAGGGAGCGCUACAGUUCGUUGCUGUGUAACUAUGAAAGCAAAAAGCAGGAAGUGGAAGAGCUGAACAGUUUGCUGGAGGUGGCACAGGAACAAGCGGCUAUGUUGACCGCCGAAAUUACCUCCAUGCGUGCCAACCCCGAUAACGAUUUGAACAAGAAGGGCAAUUCUCUGUUCGCCGAGGUCGAUGAUCAACGGAAAAAGCUAAUGAACAUCAUCGCUACGGUCAAGCAGCGCUACAAUGAACUGAAAACGGAACAUCGCAACUGUCCCGCCAAAAUUCGCCAGUUGAAAAACAUGAAUGAUAGCUUAUCUCGCGAUCUGCUCCCGUAUGUGAGUAUGUUUCGGCAGGCCGAGAACCGCUUUCGGGAAGCGCUGCUCGAGCAGAUCAACGAUAUGAGCACGCAGCUUCAGAAAGCCACCGAGCGGAACAAAUACCUGGAGCAGCAGUUGCGUGGUCAAAGUGCCGAAUGGGUCAACUCACUGACGUCUUACUACAAAUCUCAAACGGACAGUUUGGAGGCACGUUUGAAAGUGUUCCAGUUAAAGCAUCGCCUUGCCGAAGAGGACCACUGGCUGGCGAAGAAGGAUCUAUGCAAGUGGCGCAUGGAGGCGCUCCAUUUGCAGCAGAUGCAGUGCAUUCAACAACUGCAAAAGCUCGACGAAAGUGAUGCCGAAGACGAAUGUAACGGAGUGAAUCAAAGUGGCCAUCAAUCGGUGCGGCAAGAAGUUGUUCCUUUGGUUGCAGCCGUUGUGAAAGCGGAACCAGACGUGUUCGACUUGCGCUGCAUAAAAAAAGAACUUUCUUCAGAGGGCGAAAGUUUCGAGGAAAUUGAGUACAGCGUGAAAAUCACGUCAAACACUAAAGCUGAGAAUCUCAGUGACCAGUCACUCGAAACCGAUCUUUCGGUGAACGCCAAAAAAGCAACGACAAAGGCCGGUAUCCGGAUUGCCAAAUCUCCUGAUAUCUCUGAGUGGGCUAGUGCCCUGCUAUCGGGUCCGAAUGUGGACGGUUCUGAUAAAGAAAACGAAACCAUUGCGGAAGCAUCCUCGAAUCCAAAACUCGCUAGCAAUACGCAAUCGAUCAAAUCGGGUGGUGCCGUCAUCAUAAAGCGCUUCAAAAUUGGUUCGAAAAUGCCAGGGAGUGCAAAUACGAAUGCUUAA
Messenger RNA from Anopheles cruzii, 1701 nucleotides. It is a transcript of the gene Spindly, whose product is annotated as protein Spindly. Lineage: Eukaryota; Metazoa; Arthropoda; Insecta; Diptera; Culicidae. The record is from RefSeq and is a predicted model, not a curated record. The transcript has 3 exons. Gene Ontology annotation, biological process: vesicle-mediated transport. The coding region runs from base 1 to 1701 and encodes 566 amino acids. Gene Ontology annotation, cellular component: membrane.